UAGAGGCAAGUGGAAUGAUGUGAAAGAAUUUAGAUCGUGCGAACUUUGUACAAAUAAUCAUAUAGUGUAUGAACAAUAUUUUAUGUAUCAUUUAUAGUGAGAUAAAAGUCGAUUUAUUAUGCAUACAUGAUUACAUUCGAUUUAAUUCGUCGUAUAUUUUUUUAUAAUAAACUUUAACCCCUAUAAUUGAAGUUUUGGUUUCUUCUAAAAUAGAAGUGUUCUAAACGAGGACAUAAACCAUUUCUCUGUGUGUGUAUCUUCACUCAUUCUCCCUACUUGCCGGAUUCAUUCUAAAGUGCAGUUGAUUUUUGUUCGUUGCACAUAUCAGAUCUUAUCACAAAAACAAAAUCGAAAACGUGUAUGUCGAGCGAAACGACGCUCGGCUAAGAAAGUGCAAAGGGAUGCCAUCAAAAUGGAUUUGCAUAAUCCUUAAUCUAAUAGUUUCUGUGAUCGCGGUGAUGAAAGAUGAAAAUAUUAGAGCUUUCAUAAAAAUAACUGAAUUAGAAUACGAGGAUACUUGUUUAACUACAUCUGAGGCGGAAUGGGCAUUCAUUAAUACACCCUCAAAUGAAACAUUAUUAUCAUGGGAAGAGAAUUUAAUUUCUUAUGCUAUUUUCAAGAAUUUUCAGAAAGAUCAAAUAGCUAAUAUUUCAAAAGCUGAUAUUAGAGAUAAAUCUUUACAAUAUAAGUAUAAUGUUACUGAAAAAAUAGGUGAUGCUUUAUUAGAUAGUGAAGAUUUUAAAAUACUUGUUCACUUUUCUGGGACAGUAGAAUUAUUAAAAUUAUCUACUAUUCAUAAUGGAGUUUUAAAUAAUCAUACAAGAAAAGAUGUGGAAUAUAUAUUGUCUCAUAGUAAUAAUAUUACAACAAAAAAGACUAUUUGGACAACAUGGCAUCAAGAAUUAAUCCCAUUAGUUGAAAAUUUCUCAGUUAUCUUACCACUUGCUAAUAAAGCUGCCAAAGCAAAUGGUGCCAAAGAUGUUACAGAAUAUUGGGAACUCUUAGCUGGAUAUAGUAAUGGUUAUGAUGAAAUUAAAUACAAAUGGAAUAGAAUUGCUGAUCUUCAUAAAAAAAUAUUAAAAUUCGCAAUAGCUAAUUUGUCUCAAAAGAACAAGAUUACAAUCAAUGAUACAUUACCAUCAUUCUUACUUGGAACUUUACAAGGAAAUGAUUGGAUUCCUAUAUCAGUUGAUAUAACACCAUAUCCAGAUCUUAUGUACAAUAUUAAAAAAAAUCUUUGGAAAAAGAAACUUCUUGGAAAAUCACUAUACAAAAGUGCUUCCAUCAUGAGUGCACAAAUAUUGAGCCAAAUGCCACAAGCGAAGUUUUGGGAUAAAAGUUAUUUUAAUAAACAGUGUCCAUCAAAAUUAAUUAAUUUUUGUCAAGAUGCUGUUUUACGAGUAUCUACAUGUUUUGAACCAACUAUAAGCAACUUUCUUUCUGCACAUAAAAACAUUGGAAAAAUUGUAUUCAAUCAAUUAUCUGUUGAGGACACUCCAGUACUUAAUACAGCUAAUCGAUAUUCAGCUUUAGAAGAAAGUGUUUCAGAACUAUUUGGUAUUUUAGCUGCAAGUCCUGCUUGGUUAAAUUACACUCAUCUUAUAGAUAACUCUACCGAUAAUGAACAACAUUUAAUUAUAUCUCUUAUGAUUACCGCACUUAACAUAUUACCACAAAUUGUUUAUUAUAUGUCUGUAGACAUGUGGAGAAUUAAUGCUAUUGAAAAAAAUAUAACAAAUCCCAAAGAUUUAAUAUCAUCUUGGUGGGAAUAUAGAGAAGAAUAUGAAGGAAUCAACUCUGAAAAUAAAAUGCCUACAUUUUUAAAUGACGAAUAUAUUACUAAUAAUAAACCAUAUUUACCAAAACUAGUUGGUACAAUAUUAGCGUUUCAGUUAUACGAAUAUUUAAUGGAAUCGACGGAAGUUAGAUAUGAUUCAAUCGUAAGAAAACAGAAUUUUAACUUUUUAAAAAUGAUUCAGCGAGGAAGUGCCGAUGACUGGAUGAAAGUAAUCAACCAAUAUUUAGAAAUAGACGAAAUUUCACCAGAAUCAUUACUUUCAUUCUUUUCGCCACUAGAAGAUUUCAUUGAUGAUAUGGAUGGAGAUUUUCAAUACACAGCAAUUACUGCCAAAGAAUCAGAAUUAGAAGAACUAAUGAAGAAAGUAAUUGCGGAAAUAAAUGCUCCACCAACAUCUAUUGCCAUCAACAUUACAUCUAAAAAUGUGAUUACGAAACCGAAAAUGAUAAACACAAAAUCUUGGAGCAAACAAAAUGACAAAAAAAAUGAUAUAAAUACUAUGAUUAAUUCCAACAAAAAUUUACAAUUUAAAUCAUCUUUAUAUUCACCACAGCAAAAACCAGAAAACCAUAGUGUAUUCCAAUCAAUAAUCACAACUGAAGUUCCUUUUAAUGAGUCAUUUCUUGAUUAUCCAAACAAAGAAGAAGAUAAAAAACCAAAGAUUAAUAAAGCAGUGUGGGCUGUGGGUGCAGUGUUAGUAGCAACAAUAGUAAUUUGUAUAAUUGCAAUUUUCGGAAGACAAAGAUGUCGUAAAACACCAAAAAAUAGACGAUAUGUUUAACGAUAUUUCUCCAUUUUAAAAAAAUUGUAUACAUUAUAUAUUUAUUCUCGCAUUUAGUUUGUAAUAUCUAGAUAAAGUUUUGCUAUAAAAUAUUUCAUAUAAGAAUACAUUUAUUACUUCGCCAAACAUAGUACAUUCCUUAUUGCUCAUUGCAAAAAAAAAAAAAAAAUAGAGGCUACACUCAAAAAUAUAAAUGUGAAUAUUAGUUCUUGAUGCUGAGCAAUCUAAAUAAGAGAGAAUGUAUUAAGAAAGAAAUUAAAACUUGAAAAACAACAAGUAUUAAUGCGUAAAUUUUAUUAUAUUCAAUUAUAUUCUCUAAUUUAAAAUAAUUUUAUUUUCAUCAUGUAAAUAUAUAUAUUAAAUUUAUU
Messenger RNA from Apis laboriosa (Himalayan honeybee), 2947 nucleotides. Its product is annotated as angiotensin-converting enzyme-like. Gene Ontology annotation, cellular component: plasma membrane. The coding region runs from base 402 to 2579 and encodes 725 amino acids. The record is from RefSeq and is a predicted model, not a curated record. Gene Ontology annotation, molecular function: metallopeptidase activity; peptidyl-dipeptidase activity. NCBI's taxonomy places the organism in Eukaryota, Metazoa, Arthropoda, Insecta, Hymenoptera, Apidae. The transcript has 13 exons. Gene Ontology annotation, biological process: proteolysis.